Messenger RNA from Geosmithia morbida, 357 nucleotides. RefSeq names its product D-xylulose reductase. Bases 1 to 357 code for a protein of 118 amino acids. The record is from RefSeq and is a predicted model, not a curated record. NCBI's taxonomy places the organism in Eukaryota, Fungi, Ascomycota, Sordariomycetes, Hypocreales, Bionectriaceae. The transcript is spliced from 2 exons.
AUGACUCUCGCUACUACUGCAUUUUCCAAGGCCAUAGCUGCAGUAGUCGUCGCAGAUGACGACAAGUCCAGCUCUCAUGUAAGACGGGCCCCUGAAAGCAUGCGGGAGGGCGUGAUCCGGAACGGCUUCGGGGAGGCAUCACCGCAGGCCGUCUAUAUCACGGGCAUUGACAAUGACGAGUUGGGACUGGCCAAGGAGUUUGUCAAGCGUGGCACGUUUACCCCCAGACUGGAUUCGACACCACGAGUUGAAGCAGAGAGGUUCAAGGCCGAGAUUUGUCUGCCACAUGGUGUAGAUGUGGUGCUGGAGUGUACUGGGGUUCAGAUCUCUGCGCAGACGGGGAUAUGCUGCGUCUAG